AUGUUCGGCCCCAAAGACCUCAGCUGGACCGGCCCUCGCCCUUUCGACAACAACGGACAGGCUGUUGAGGUUGACGGAUUUGAUAUGGACAUUGAGCAUCCAUCGACAGAUAACUCCGUUGGUUACAUUGCUCUCGUCACCCUUUUGCGAACCUUUUAUGCUUCGGCCUCGAAGCAGUACUAUCUGACCGGUGCUCCCCAAUGCAUUGUCCCUGACGCUAGCAUGGCCGCCAUGAUCUCUGCCGCCAAGUUUGAUAUGCUAUUUGUUCAGUUUUACAACACCCCAAGCUGUUCAGCCGCCACUUGGACUUCGAGCAACCCGUCCUACGUUCCUGGUCAGUCAUUUCAAGGGGCUGGAUUUACCUUUGAUGCCUGGGUUCAGUGGCUAUCCAAUACGCCGAGCCGAGAUGCGAAGGUGUUCAUUGCCUUGCCUGGUUCCCCAGACGCCGCCAACCCAGGGAACUACAUAACCCAUGACCAGGCCAAAAACCUCAUCAGCGCAUACUAUUGCCGGCCGUCAUUUGGAGGUGUGGCCGUUUGGGAAGCGACCCGCGGAGAUAGUAACCCAUAUAAUGGCAAAUCAUUCCAAGCCACGAUGAAGUUGUGGCUGCAAGGAGCUGCAGCAGAUGUGCGGCUAUCGAGCUGCCAAGUAAGUUCAUGGAAGAAACUCAAUAGUCGCGCAGCUAACGUUCAAGCAGGCCCCAACAACGCCAGUGCCAUCAUCCGUGCCGCCAACCCGGUCCACGAGUCCGCCACAGUCCACAACUUCGACCCAACCCAAUCCUAA
Messenger RNA from Colletotrichum spaethianum, 786 nucleotides. RefSeq names its product putative endoglucanase type K. The transcript has 2 exons. Lineage: Eukaryota; Fungi; Ascomycota; Sordariomycetes; Glomerellales; Glomerellaceae. Gene Ontology annotation, cellular component: extracellular region. Gene Ontology annotation, molecular function: chitinase activity. The coding region runs from base 1 to 786 and encodes 261 amino acids. Gene Ontology annotation, biological process: carbohydrate metabolic process. The record is from RefSeq and is a predicted model, not a curated record.